AUGCCCACUCUGGUUGAAUCUGAACAACGUUGCCUGAAUUGGGAAGUGCAGUCUCUGCUGGCCUUUAAAAGUGGUUUAGAUGAUCCUGCUGGGCGUUUGGCUUCAUGGAAUGCUUCCUCAAGUUGUUGUGAAUGGAGUGGGGUGUUAUGCAGCACACAGACGGGCCAUGUGAUUGCUGUUGAUAUACACAAUUCUGGCAGUACAGGUGAUCCUCAGAGCUUAACUGGUUUCUUUCAUCCUGCACUAUUUGAGCUAAGGGAUUUGGAGUAUUUGGAUGUUAGUUCCAACAAUUUUACAGACCACUCAAUUCCACUGGAGUUGGGUAUGCUGAAAAAGUUAAGAUAUCUUAAUUUGUCGACAGCAGGAUUCGCAGGCAGCCUUCCAUGGCAGCUGGGGAAUCUGUCAAGCUUGAGAGUAUUGGAUCUCACUUCUUCUUCUUCCUCUACCUUGUCAAGUUCUGAUAUCUCAUGGCUUUCAAAUUUGACGGCUUUGCAAGAUCUGUCUUUUGACUACAUUGAUCUGUCGGCAAUAAAGAAAGACUCGUGGGCAUUAUCAGUAAGUCAUCUUUCUCAUCUCAAAAAUCUCACGAUGUCAGACUGUGGGCUCACAGGUGCGGUUCCUGCUCCUCUGCAGAAUCUUACAUCCUUGGAAAUUCUGCAUCUGGACGGUAACUUGUUUUAUUCUGAGUUUCCCAGUUGGGUAACAAAUAUGACUAGCUUAGUCUCUCUGCAAAUGACCGGUUCACAUCUCAAUGGUUCUCUUCCAUUUGAGCUCUCAAAUCUCCCUCAUAUAAAAAAUGUUUAUUUAGGAUCUAAUGAAAUAUCUGCCAACGUUUCUCAGAUUUUUGCAGGGCAGUGGAAAAGCCUUAUCCUUUUCCAGAUGCCAAGCAAUGACUUGCAGGGCUCCAUUCCAUCCUCCAUCGACAACAUUUCUUCGCUGGUUCAUCUAGAUCUCAAAGAUAACUCUUUGAAGGGAGAAAUUCCAAACUCACUGGGGCUACUUCCCUCGCUCAGAAAACUGGAUCUCAGCUACAACAGCUUAACAGGGCCGAUUCCAAUUUCUUUAGGGCAAUUGUCUAAAUUGACCUUUAUCUCUCUCACCAAUAACGACCUCAGUGGAGAAAUCACAGAGUCUCACUUCAGCAGCAUGAGGAGCCUCAAAUAUCUUGACCUAUCUAAUAAUGAAUUAUCCCUCAACGCUAUAAUCUCAAACUGGACUCCUCCAUUCCAGUUACAGGUGAUGAGAUUAUCUCACUGCAAGUUAGACGGCGCAUUUCCUCCCUUUCUGCAAAAUCAACAUAGUACGCAGGAACUGAAUCUCUCCAACAAUACCCUCAGGGGACACAUCCCUUCCUGGCUGUGGAAUCUUCCGUUGCUGGAGGAGAUAGUUUUGGCGCAUAAUGAAUUGGACGGCCUAAUACCCCCUGAGCUUUAUAACGUGUCUUCGCUGAAACAUGUUGAUCUACGGGAUAAUCGGUUGCAGGGGAAUCUGCCGAUUCCUCCAUCUUCUGCUGCAGGCUUUCCUCCGGCACUUGAUCUCUCCAUCAACAACAUAAUGGGUACAAUCGCCACACAAAUCUGCGCCAUGCUGCGUUCUUCACGCUUCUUAUCAUUGGCAUCCAAUAAACUUGAAGGCCAAGUUCCUCCUUGCAUUUGCGAGACAGAGCAGUCUUUGGAGGUCCUAGAUCUUUCCGACAAUAAACUUUCUGGCAAGUUGCCGUCUACCGUUGGGAAUUGCUCUUUGUUAAGAGUACUGAAUGUGGGAAAUAAUGAACUACAAGGAGAGAUACCAUCGGAGCUGGGAAAACUGAUGCAACUCCAGGUACUGCACAUGAAUGACAAUAGUCUGGUGGGUCAGAUUCCUUUGUCUCUACAGAACUGCAGCAACAUUGAAAUUCUGGAUUUGAGCAGCAAUUCUAUAUCCGGGUCAGUUCCCCAGUGGAUAGGAAGCCUUUCAAAGCUCAGGAUACUAGUUCUCAGGUCUAAUGAUUUGCAGGGUGAGAUACCGAUCCAGGUAUGCUACUUACAGAAUCUACAAAUUCUUGACUUGGCAAUGAACAGGCUGCAGGGUACCAUACCUGCUCAUCUUUCAAACUUGACUGCAAUAAAGAGUGGCAACCUUAGCUCCUCCGUACCCACCGUGCUCAGAUAUGGAGAGUACUACAAAGAAGAGGUUUAUCUCAUGGUGAAGGGUGCAGAGAGGGCGUAUAAGUACAUCCUUUCCACUGUGACUUCCAUAGAUCUAUCUACAAACAGUUUGAGUGGUGAGAUACCAGGUGCUUUAGGAGACCUCCAAAGUUUACAGAAUCUAAAUCUUUCUUGCAAUCAAUUCAGCGGAAUUAUUCCAGACGAAAUUGGGAAUUUAGUGAACUUGGAAGCGUUGGAUGUGUCCUCUAAUCGGAUGAGCGGAAGAAUACCUGUAACACUCUCACAACUUAGCUUCAUGGGCUAUUUGAAUCUCUCCAACAACAACUUGUCGGGAAGGAUUCCUGAUUCGGCCCAUUUGGACACCUUUGGGGAAUCUUCAUUCCUGGGAAAUCCAGAGCUGUGCGGCAAGCCACUGCCCACAAAAUGUUUUGCUUCUCCUCCACCUUCUUCAGGAGAAAAAGAUGUUCAGGGCAGAGCAUAUCGCUGGUGGAAAUCGUGGAAGGUGGGAAUGGGAUUAGGAUGCGGAUUAGGUUUUGGAGUCCUAAUCGGAAUCCUCGGUGUGUGCAGGAACUGGAGAAGAAGAUAUUUUGAGUUUCUUGAUGCUUUCGUCAAAUUGUUGUUAGGAGAUGCAAGUGCUCCCUGUGCCGGGUGA
This is a messenger RNA of Cryptomeria japonica (Japanese cedar), 2799 nucleotides long. Its product is annotated as receptor-like protein EIX2. Gene Ontology annotation, molecular function: protein binding. The coding region runs from base 1 to 2799 and encodes 932 amino acids. The transcript has a single exon. The record is from RefSeq and is a predicted model, not a curated record. NCBI's taxonomy places the organism in Eukaryota, Viridiplantae, Streptophyta, Pinopsida, Cupressales, Cupressaceae.